Aspergillus tanneri is the source of this 351-nucleotide messenger RNA. RefSeq lists its product as uncharacterized. The record is from RefSeq and is a predicted model, not a curated record. The transcript has 2 exons. Lineage: Eukaryota; Fungi; Ascomycota; Eurotiomycetes; Eurotiales; Aspergillaceae. Bases 1 to 351 code for a protein of 116 amino acids.
AUGGGAGACUCUGGGGAUCUGGCUCGACACGGCAGAAGCGGCACAGUGGAUAAUCAACAACGGCCUCCUGGUUGGACAAGGUACUUCGACAACAUCAUCCCGUACAGCGUGAAGCAGAAGAGAUGCUAUCGCUGCAACGAUUUGGCCACUUGGCGUGGUCCUGCCAAGAACCAGCCCGAUGUGGACAAUGCACAGGAUGGCAUGAGCGCCGCAAUUGCCCUCCGGGAGGGACCGAUCGUGUCCGACGCCCCUCUCACCCGGGUCUUCGCAAUGACAGGGAAGAACCUUCGCGUUCUACAGUUGAACAUUAUGAAAUCAAGGGCUGGAAUGGAGGCCCUUAUCAACGACUAG